This is a messenger RNA of Oncorhynchus nerka (sockeye salmon), 1641 nucleotides long. RefSeq names its product E3 ubiquitin-protein ligase RBBP6-like. Gene Ontology annotation, molecular function: nucleic acid binding; ubiquitin protein ligase activity; zinc ion binding. Lineage: Eukaryota; Metazoa; Chordata; Actinopteri; Salmoniformes; Salmonidae. Gene Ontology annotation, biological process: protein ubiquitination; ubiquitin-dependent protein catabolic process. Gene Ontology annotation, cellular component: nucleus. The transcript is spliced from 7 exons. The annotation marks the transcript as partial. The record is from RefSeq and is a predicted model, not a curated record.
GGCCGCCCGAGCCAAAAUGACAGCUCUCUCCUCUUGUCUCUGUGGGAAGUCGACACAGCUGGUUGAUUUCUGGACACUUCAAAAUGGAAAGGAAUACAACAUUAUUCAGAUAUUUGCAUGGAAUGUAAUGACUAUAUAUAUAGUUUCUGAAAUAUUAAUGUUUUUGUUGUAGUAUCCGGUUAAUGUCUUCACGUAAUUUGAGUUGACAGUGUCUGUUUAUAGGUAGCUUGUUUGGUUUUUGUCUAUAAGCUAUCAGCAAGCUAACUGUUAGCUACACGUUAGCGUUUACGAGAAGGCCAGACUUGUCUUUAUUUUCUGUCAUAAUUCACAUGAACUAGUUAGCUACCCCUUUUACACAGGGAAUAAAUUAGCUAUACAUACCGUCGUGUUUGCUCUGUUUUUUUGUUGUUUAUUUUCAAACUCUUGAUUCUCUUAAGAGAUCGCAUUUAUUUUUUUUGGGACAGUAAGGACGCAAGUCACGUUUUUUGUUUUGUUUUACUGUUUACUACUCUUAGUUUCCUACCUUUUGGCUCUCGGACACUUUGUUGAUCUUUAUUUUAUAUAUUUUGAAAUAUCUGGUCAAAUUGCUUUUUCCCCCCACCAUGUUUCUGAUAGGCGGUGUGUUGCUUUGGGCCAGUUUCUACGGUACAAAACUCUGAAAAAACAAACCAACAAAACAAGUGAUUUCAGUCCAUUAGACAACUCACAAUCAGCAUGUUUUUUUGUUGUUCUUCCCCUUCCGACGCGUUAGAUAUUAACAUUUAGUUCCAUUUAAAAACUCAGCGACUUUCAUUGAACACUUGCUCUGUCAUUUUUGGGACAGCUUGUUGUAAUUGAGUUCCCUCUACAUGUGAUCAGUUUAGUGUCUGGGUCCCUUUUCGUUUCCACCAUGUCUUGUGUACAUUAUAAAUUCUCAUCUAAACUCAACUACGACACGGUCACUUUCGAUGGCCUGAACAUCACUCUGGCCGACCUGAAAAGACAGAUUAUGGGUCGAGAGAGACUCAAAGCUGUCGACUGCGGCCUACAAAUCACCAACGCACAAACUAAAGAAGAAUACAAAGACGACGAGGCCCUGAUAUCCAAGAACUCCUCUGUCAUCAUCAGAAGAAUACCCAUCGGAGGAGUCAAGGCUUCAAGCAAGAUGUAUAACAUUGAGCGUUUUUCAGAACCGAAUCACUUCCCCGUUCAGAACCUCCCGGUCGGAUCCUCCAGAGGAGAUCGUUCUUCAGAACACAGUCACUUUUCCAUCGGAUCCUCUAAAGGGAUUGAUGAUCAUGCUUCAUCUAUAUCACUGGCCCAACUUUCAAAGACGGCGAACCUGGCAGAGGCCAACGCAUCGGAGGACGACAAGAUCAGAGCCAUGAUGUCACAGUCCAAUCACGACUACGACCCCAUACAUUAUGUGAAGAAGUUGACGGGUCCCCCUCCAGCCAACUACACCUGUUAUCGCUGUGGCAAGAACGGACAUCACAUCAGGAACUGUCCUACUAACGGGAAGGAUAAAGGGUUUGAGCCGCCCCAGAGGAUCAAGAAGAGUACCGGCAUCCCCCGUUCCUUCAUGAAGGAAGUGGACGACCCGUCUAUAAAGGGAGCCAUGUUGACCAACACCGGCCACUACGCCAUCCCUACGAUAGACGC